This is a messenger RNA of Papilio machaon (common yellow swallowtail), 3471 nucleotides long. RefSeq lists its product as uncharacterized. Lineage: Eukaryota; Metazoa; Arthropoda; Insecta; Lepidoptera; Papilionidae. The record is from RefSeq and is a predicted model, not a curated record. The transcript is spliced from 2 exons. Bases 1 to 3471 code for a protein of 1156 amino acids.
AUGAGGAGAAAUCCCAGAAGACAGUGUCGCGUUGCCGAAUGUGACCUCGCACGCCCAACACCUUCGCGGCCUGCUCUGGUCUGCGCCACGACGGGGGACUGUAUACCUGUUGCUCCCCCAGCCCUGAUGACAUCCAGUGGCGCAGCCAUCGUCGGGCCGCCUUUGCCGGCCACUUCGUCUACAACACCGAUGAGGAGUGGCCGCCCACCACCGGCUCGCUUGGAAUCCUCGGGGGUUAAUCCCCCGCCUACGGCUCCCGCAACCGGUGGUGUAGUGCGCCGCAUGAGAUGGCAUUUAUUAAAUGAAAGUGUCAUGCGGGCCUACUUCGGGGCGACAGAGGGUGGAACCAACCUAACAGCGUAUCGGCCUAAAAUGCUGUCUUUGUUUCAGACCCUUCACCCAAGUGUGUCUGUGACUGCCCAACGUCUAUCGGAUCAAGUGCGGGUCAUACAACGGCGUCAUCUGUUAGAUGACUCUGUACUUGAGCGACUCCGUCACGAAGCGCGACCCCUUCACAAUGCAGCUGAAGUACGUAAUGUUGCACCUGUGGCCCCCGUGGCUGCUGAUGUGCUAACGGAACCACCAAGUGAAGAGGUUUGUGUUAGUGAUCAGGAUAUUGAGCGUUUGAGGAGAACUUUGGAAGAUGUGAUUUUGAAUUAUAGAUCCUUAUCAAUCAGUGACCGUCCUCGCUUACCGCGAUUGCCCAUUAACAAGCGGAAUAUAUGUAUUGUAAAUGCUGUAGACCGCUUGUUAUCUCCGUAUGUGGAUUCUAGUCUAGAUUUAUGCGAUACCCAUUCAAUUCUCUAUUGUGGGGCACUGACUGCAUGUCGGGUGGCUGGAGUGGGGAUUAUAAAUCUCAAUUCAGGUUCCCGUCGUGGAGAAGCUCGCCCCGUAUGGCAGUGCAGAAUUGAACGGCGCAUAAAUGUAGCUAGAAGGCUCAUAGCGAAGCUUCUUUGUUUUCGGGCGGGUAAUAACCGCCCAAAGGUUAUGCGUUUCGUGACUCAGGCGUUUGCUGGGACUGGUAUCACGUCCAAUGAAUAUAUGCUAAGAGUCAUGGAACGCAUAGACUUCUGGAAACAAAAAGUGUUCGCAUGGGCUAAUCGCCUAAGAAGGUAUAAAGAAAGAUCUGAGAGAUUUAUUCAAAAUCGCAUAUUCCAGAGAGAUCAGAGGUGUAUUUACCGUAUCUGGGAGCAACCACAAAGCCAGGGACUUGAUUUACAGCGACCAGAUGCUACUGUGACUACUGCGUUUUGGAGCGGUAUCUGGUCGGUGCCAAUCGAGCACACUGAAGGCGAGUGGUUGAAUGUUGUCAGACGCUCGUGUGAAGCGGUUACCGAAAUGGAACCUGUAGUUAUUACUGGUUCUGACAUAAGUGCUGCAGUUCGUUCGGUUCCUAAUUGGAAAAGUCCGGGCCCGGACGGACUGCAGAACUUUUGGCUAAAAUGGUUCCGAAGUUCGCAUGAGCGCCUAGCAGCUCAAUUUCAAUUGGCAAUAGAAUUAGGCACGCUCCCAGAUUUCAUGACAUCUGGUAUAACACAUCUGAUCUAUAAAUCUGGACGUUCUACGGACCCUAAGAAUUACAGACCAAUAACAUGCUUGCCUACCAUCUACAAGCUCCUUACAUCCAUUCUGAGAAUCAAAAUUGAAGCACAUAUUUGUACAAAUAACGUUUUGUCAGCAACUCAGAAUGGAUGUAAGGUUGGGUCCCGUGGUACCAAAGAUUGCCUCCUCAUUGAUAUGGCUAUUUGCCAACAGGUUAGACGAAGUAAAAAGAACAUUUCUAUGGCCUGGAUUGAUUACAAGAAGGCUUAUGAUUCGGUGCCCCAUGGAUGGUUAAGUAAAGUGCUGGAAGUGUAUAAAAUACAUCCUACACUUCGCACUUUCCUUAACUCAUGCAUGGGACAGUGGACCACAAGCUUUUCCAAUCCAGGGCAGGGAAACCUUUCUACUUCCUCUAGCCGGAUUGGAAUCCGGCGUGGCAUCUUUCAAGGUGAUAGUCUGAGUCCAUUGUGGUUUUGCUUGGCUCUGAACCCUUUAAGCACACUGCUAAAGAGUUCAGAGCUAGGUUACCGUCUACGUAGAGGGGGCGAGAUCAUAUCACACCUUUUGUACAUGGAUGACCUCAAGUUGUACGCAUCGAAGAAGUCUGACUUAAUGACUUUGCUUAAAAUUACCGACGAUUUUAGCAGAGCCAUUGGUAUGACGUUUGGAGUGGACAAAUGUGCGGUCAUAAAUGUACAAAAGGGGAAGGUUGUAGCUUCUGAGAAUCUACAGCUUACUCAGGAUGUGUCCCUCGUUUCCCUCUCGGAGAAUGAAAGCUACAAAUAUCUCGGUAUGUCGGAAGCAUUAGGUAUUAAUGACAAAGGUAUGAAACAACUGGUGAAAGAACGGUUCUUUUGCCGCCUGAAAAAAGUUCUAAAAAGUCUUUUAUCGGGUGGGAACAAGUGCCGUGCUUUUAACAGCUGGGUCAUGCCAGUCCUAGCCUACUCUUUUGGCAUACUGAGAUGGUCGCAGACAGAACUGGAUGCCUUGGAUAGAAAAGUUCGUCGAUUGCUUACAGCAUACCGGAUGCAUCAUCCACGUUCGUCUGUAAUGAGGUUAUACAUCCCGCGGAAACAUGGGGGUCGUGGCUAUUUAAAUGCCAAGACCCUGCAUAACCGCGAGGUGUACAAUCUUAGGGAAUAUUUCCUUAAGGUGAACGUGGGAAUGUAUCAAGAUGUUGUAGCAAUGGACAAAGGAGUCACGCCGCUUUCCUUGGCUACCACGAAUUGGCGAAGGUUACCGGUACUAAGUGUCUCGGACCGCAUUAGUGUAUGGAAGAGCAAGGAGUUACACGGUAGGUUCCAUCGCGCCUUAACAGGGCCUGAUGUGGACCAAUUAUCCUCCGUGGCUUGGCUGCGCUUCAGCAACCUCUUUGGGGAAACUGAAGGUUUUGUCUUUGCAAUCAUGGACGAAGUCAUCGUAACGAACAACUACCGAAAACAUAUUCUAAAGGAUGGUACGAUUGACAUUUGUCGGGCAUGUCGUCGUCCCGGUGAGUCUAUUAGACAUAUCGUUUCCGGUUGUUCUCGACUUGCGGACGGUGCAUACUUGCAUAGACACAACCAAGUGGCCAAGAUUAUCCAUCAGCAACUUGCCCUUAAAUAUGCUCUUGUGGAUACUGAGGUACCUUAUUACCAAUACCAACCUUCACCUGUUCUGGAAAAUAGCUAUAUCACGCUCUACUGGGAUCGAUCUAUUAUUACAGAUAGGACUAUUACUGCCAAUAGACCCGAUAUAGUAAUAAUAGACCGGUCUGAGGGUUGUGUAAUGUUAGUCGAUGUCACUAUUCCACAUGACGAGAAUCUCGUGAAAGCUGAAAAAGAAAAAUUACUAAAAUAUUUAGACUUGGCUCACGAGAUUACCGCCAUGUGGCGACUCAAGGGUUCUCUUAACAGGGAUAGUGGUCAAGCGCUUGUUUUCACACUAUAA